This is a messenger RNA of Cricetulus griseus (Chinese hamster), 1759 nucleotides long. Lineage: Eukaryota; Metazoa; Chordata; Mammalia; Rodentia; Cricetidae. The record is from RefSeq and is a predicted model, not a curated record.
GAGCUGGGGCCAGCACGAGCUGCUGAGUCAGGAGUCCCCCAGGACCCAGCAAGUGUCUGGCAGGCACGUCCACACUGCCGGGAGGAAGUACAGCCUGGGGAAGCAUGGGUUGGCCACUUGUGCUGGGCGAAGCUCCUUGGCUCACACUGCACUGGGACAGAGAAUCCCAGUCACCAGCCAUCAUGAGUGCUGAGUCUCUGCACCUUCCACCAUGACUUGAUCAUCUCUCUCACUGAGAAACAAGCUCCAGGGUUGGCGAUUUGUCCACACUAUUUGCUAAGCCUUGAGCAGUCCCGAGCACACAGUAACACCACAAUCUGGCAAACAAUGAGUAAGCAAAUUUCCCCUUGAAAGCAUCCCUUCGGAGAGGUUUGGAGAGCUGGCCAGACCCCCAGGCUGCCCUGGUGCUUGUGUAAGGGGGUGUCCCUCACCUUGCAGCAGGCCCAGGAAGAUUCCAGGCUAGAACCCUGCAAGGCUCAUGUGUUAUCAAGAUCACAAGUGCAGGUCCUGGUGCUCAACAAAAAUUGGGACAAGACCAGCAUGCCACAGGGUCACAGGUGCUGUUGUAAUACCUACUGUGCCACACCAGGCAGGGGUGACAGACCUUUAGGUUCCCUGUGAAGGUCCCAUGGUGAUCCCAGGCUCUCCCAGCACCCUGUAAUCUGGCUUUGGUCUCUACCUAUAGAGAAACUGUCUAAAUCAAGGGGAGGUGGCUGCCCCACCCCUCACCCCGCAGUGUAAACAUUUCCCAGCCUCCCACAGGCACACACACAAAUACCAGGCUGGCAGCUGGGCCAGCCCCGCCCUCCGUGCUGUUUUCCUCUGAGAACCUUCCUAAGAGCUGCUAUUUUGAGCUUUCCUGACAGUGAUUGAUGACUGGAGGAAACAUUUAAAAGCAGCAGCGGGUGUCUGGGUUUGCCAGACAGCGCAGGGGAAGAAUCCACAGCACAAAGAAUCCACCGAACAUCGCCCUCUUCCCAGUGACUGAGAGCUAGAGACCAGCUGUGACUGCCCACCUCUGGGUGUUUCAUUCGGAUUAGACAAUCUUUUCUCAUCCAGACUCUCACCACCCUGUCUGCUGACCCACAGCAGCAAUGAGGUCCCGGCUUCUGCUGCCUGUGCCACACUUGCCGACAAUUCGGGAAACUUGCGAAGAGUUAUCACAUGGGGCACCUGGACAGGAGGAGCCCCCAAAUUCUCCCAGCCUGGAUGACUAUGUUAGGUCUAUUUGCCAGCUGGCACAGCCCACCUCAGUGCUGGACAAGAUCCGAAGCCGACCUCAUAGACCAUACCGGCCAGCCUGGACUAGAGAGAAGAGAUGCCAGGCCGAGUCUGUAGCAGACAGCUCUCCUUGCUUCAGCAGCCUACAGCCCCCGCUGCCCUCUCCUGGCACUGACAACCCUCUGGACUGGCUCUUCGGGAAGUCCCAGGAACAGCAGGCAGACAGAAGAGACCUGCCCAAUGGGCCCGACUCUUCUGAUCACUGGGGUGUGCACAGACAGAUGGAGGAGAACAGGGGGAGGCUCUGUGAGGCCAGGCUACCUGAGAACUCUCCAGGAAGAAAAUCAGGGCAUAGGCAGCAGACCUCUGACCGGAAAAGCUGGACUUCCAGAAAGUCUCACCAGGCCUUAGCCGCUGUCUCCGGCUCUCGCCCUAGCAGCAUCCUCAGCACACUCUGCUUGCACCUGCCAGUGAUCCAUGAACUCUAACCCCUCCCCAGUCAAAGUUCAUAAAGACUAUGGUGGGUCCCUGUGCCUGC